Messenger RNA from Bursaphelenchus okinawaensis, 382 nucleotides. NCBI's taxonomy places the organism in Eukaryota, Metazoa, Nematoda, Chromadorea, Rhabditida, Aphelenchoididae. The record is from the annotation of a GenBank genome assembly.
AUGCCGUCUCUAUAUCAAGAACACCAUUUAAAUACCUCAGCCAGCAGCUCUUCAAAUACAACUACAGAAUCUCAGAAGUAUCUACGGUAUUUCGAAUCUUCAGCUGGAAGUUUGGUCGAAAACGAAUUCAACAAGAAUCCCAGAAAGACUUCGGAUAUGGGCAGUCUUGCCAAAGUCGGAAUGGUAAGUUAGAUAUUUUACUUUUAUACGUUACAAAAUAUUUUUAAAUCUUGAUCUUAUGGUUUUACUGUAGCAUAGUGGGUCUAUUUCUAUAUGUAUCUUCUAUUUUCAGCGUUCACCAAUGAGCUACCUCAGGAUCCUGGAGCUUCAACGCCGCCAGAAUUCGAAUGCUUUGAAGGAAUAUGCUUGGCAAGGAGCAUAG